AUGGCUGAACAACAGCUAAGCAAAGUUCUGGAUGAAAAGUUGGAAGAAAAUGAAAAGACGGCUCCUUUGGAACGGACAUUUAUGUAUGACGGGGUGUUAUAUCCUACGAUGACCUCUUGCCUAGAAACCUUGAAAAGGAUUAAUACUUUUAGAGCUCGGGAAGAUGAUAUCAUACUAGUGGCAUACCCCAAAUCAGGUACAAACUGGGUUAAGCAGAUCUUAACACAGCUGGAAGUUGCCUCUAGAAAAUAUGAUGAAGACAAACAGAAACAAUGGCAGCCAACACUGCAAGAAUUAUCACUAAUUUCAUUUCUUGAAUUUGGAGAUCCAGGAAAAUUUGAGAGGAUGGAAAAACUGCCUUUCAGAAGAAUUAUAAAAACACACCUCGGUCCUCAGAUGUUGCCCAAGUCUAUUUUUGAAAAAAAGGCAAAAAUACUGGCUUUGUUUCGGAAUCCAAAGGACACAGCUGUAUCUUACUUCCAUUUUUCCAAAGGCAUCAAAUUGAUUUCUGACCACGAAACCUGGGAUGAGUUCUUGGAAGCUUUUAUCACUGGAAAAG
Molecule: messenger RNA, 559 nt
Organism: Protobothrops mucrosquamatus (brown spotted pit viper)
Lineage: Eukaryota; Metazoa; Chordata; Lepidosauria; Squamata; Viperidae
Product: sulfotransferase 6B1-like
Exons: 4
Biological process (GO): sulfation
Cellular component (GO): cytoplasm
Molecular function (GO): sulfotransferase activity
Source: RefSeq, a predicted model, not a curated record